AUGGAACAUCCAAGUUUCUCUGAAGCUGGUGCGGAACCUGGUUUAGAAAUAUGGACUAUUGACAAAUUUGAGCCGGUCGCAAUAGACUCCAAAUUGUAUGGUAAAUUCUACAAUGGGGAUUCGUAUAUUGUAUUGAAGACAAGCGGAACUGACCAGACGAGUCUGUUCUACGACGCCCAUUUCUGGAUCGGCGAGAACACCACACAGGAUAAAAAGGGAUCGGCCGCCAUUUUGACUAUAACCCUGGAUGAUAUGCUUGGAGGGAAAGCUGUACAUCACCGGGAGGCACAGGGAUACGAAUCCAGCUUAUUCUUGGGCUACUUCAAACCAGCCAUCAGGUACCUGGAAGGCGGUAACGAGUCAGGGUUCAACCAGGUCGUGACGAAUGCUGGUGCUGAGAAGAGACUUCUCAAGCUAACUGGCACCGAAAAUAUGAGGAUCAAAGAAGUUCCAGCUGAAGCUUCAUCCCUUACGAAAGAACACUGCUUUAUUUUGGAGGUGGAGCAUGAUAUUUUUGUCCUCAUGCCUGAAGGCGCCAGGGCCACACAGAGAAGGAAGAUCAUCAGCGUUGCCAAUAGGCUCAGAGAUGAUGAGCACAAUGGAAGAGCCACCAUUGAAAUCAUUGACGAGUUCUCCUCAGACGAAGAUGUGGCUUUGUUCUUCGAAGCUCUUGGCUCUGGAUCCAAGGAUGAGAUUGAAAGCGAUGACUCUGCUUCUAAUUAUAGUUAUGAAAGAGAGAACAUAUCAGCUGUCUACUUAUAUAUGGUGUCAGUUGGGGAUGAAUUGGAACUGGACGAACUUAACAAACCAUUUAAGCAAACCAAGCUUUCUUCUGAGGAUAUCUUCAUCUUGGACACGCCGUGCUCUGGAGUCUACGUCUGGAUAGGAUCUGAUGUCAGUUCGGAUGUCAAGAAGACCUACAGUGAAAUCGCUGAUAAGUACUUGGAAAUGAAGAGUUAUCCUACUUGGGUAAAUGUAACCAUGGUCGCCCAAGGUUCAGAGAGCUCCAACUUCAAGCAGUACUUCCACAACUGGGACUCCACUGGUGCUUAUCGCUCCAGGGCAGUGACUGACAGUGAUGCUGGCUAUUACUCCGAAGACCAAGAACACGCUACUACUGCUGCAAAAUUGAUCGGGAAGAGCGCUGCAGCCAGGGGUUACAUGCCUGACCAGGGCGACGGGAAGUUCAAUAUUACAAGGUUAUCAAAUGGAAAUGAAGACGUGACCGAGCAAUUUACAGAAGACUUGUCUGUGCUGUAUCAGAACGAGGUGUACUUGGUCAAGUACGAGUACACAAACUCUGAAGGCGCUGACGCCACAGUGGUGUACUGUUGGAUCGGUUCCGACGCGAGUGAAGAAGACAGGACAACAGCCUUCGACAAAGCAUAUGAGUUGGAGAAUGAUAUCGAAGGUAACGUGGCCCUCGUGAAAGUACCCCAAGGGAAGGAACCGAAGCAUUUCUUGUCUAUCUUCAAAGGCAACCUAGCGAUAGUGUUCGGAGGAACCGAAACUGAUAACAAACCUACAAACAAAAAUGGCUCCUAUGAAGAUGACAAUACGAGAUUGUUCAGAGUGGAAGGCACUGCGCUCGGAGUGGAUAUGCGCGCAUCCCAGGUCCCAGAGACAGCUGACUCUCUGGAAGAUGACGAUGUCUAUGUGUUGGAGACUAAGGACAUUAUCUACUUGUGGAGUGGAAAGGAGUCCACAGAAGAUGAACAAGAAGCAGCAAAGAAGUUUGUGAAGACGGUAGUAGGAGAAGAGAAAGAACUUACGGAGGUGGCGCAGGGAGAAGAACCUGAUGAAUUCUGGGAUGCCCUGGGAGGCAAAGUUGAAGAGAAGGAGGAUGCUUCUGGCUGGAAGCAGACAGUGAACAGGAGGGUGACGACACCUCGCACUCUAUCUUCAGCCACGGUGACUGUCAGUGGCAAGAUAAAGUUUGAAGACUUGGACACUGAAUAUACGCAGCAGGAUCUCUCCGAUGAUGGAGUAUUCAUCCUGGAUACUGGUGAAGAGCUGUACGUGUGGCAAGGAGCGAACAUUCCAGAACGUUACAAGGCAGCCAGGAGUGACAUUGUUAAGGAAUAUAUUGAAGACGACGGCCUGGAACGCACCGUCGACUCUGCUUUGGUUGUCUUUGUGAGACAAGGGGAGGAACCCGGCGUGUUCAAGAAACUAUUCCCAGAGUGGGAUAACGAUCUGUGGGAGAAUUUGACAUCUUACGAUGACAUGAAGAGUGAAACUAAAGCUGCAAACUCCAAGUGA
Arctia plantaginis is the source of this 2262-nucleotide messenger RNA. NCBI's taxonomy places the organism in Eukaryota, Metazoa, Arthropoda, Insecta, Lepidoptera, Erebidae. The record is from the annotation of a GenBank genome assembly.